Messenger RNA from Caenorhabditis briggsae, 552 nucleotides. The record is from RefSeq and is a predicted model, not a curated record. The transcript has 4 exons. Gene Ontology annotation, molecular function: actin filament binding. Gene Ontology annotation, biological process: regulation of actin filament polymerization; Arp2/3 complex-mediated actin nucleation. Gene Ontology annotation, cellular component: cytoskeleton; Arp2/3 protein complex. The coding region runs from base 1 to 552 and encodes 183 amino acids. NCBI's taxonomy places the organism in Eukaryota, Metazoa, Nematoda, Chromadorea, Rhabditida, Rhabditidae.
AUGCCAGCUUAUCACUCCAAAUUUGACACCGAAAUCAAGGUUAUUCCAUUGGGAAACACCAACAUGGGCAAACUGCCGAUUCGGACCAAUUUCAAGGGACCAGCUCCGCAAACUACCCAAGAGGAUGUCAUCGACGAAGCGCUUGCUUAUUUCAAGCCAAACAUCUUCUUCCGCGAAUUCGAGAUCAAAGGACCCGCUGAUCGCACAAUGAUCUAUCUCAUUUUUUACAUUACCGAGUGUCUUCGCAAACUUCUCAAGAGCGCCAACAAGAUUGCUGGGCAGAAAGAUCUGUACGCGUUGGCUCUAUCUCACCAUCUCCCGAUUCCCGGAGAGAACGGAUUCCCACUUAACAGCAUGUUCAAGGCACCACCAACAAAGCAAGACGAAGACGAAAUGCGUGCAUAUCUUCAACAGAUUCGUCAAGAACUUGGAGCCCGUCUCUGCGAACUGGCGUUCCCGGAUCCACAUGCCGGUCCAACAAAGUGGUGGCUUUGCUUCGCUCGUCGUCGUUUCAUGGACAAGGGAUUGGUUCGCCAAGGAGUUGAGCUUUAA